Lotus japonicus is the source of this 330-nucleotide messenger RNA. RefSeq lists its product as uncharacterized. The transcript has a single exon. The coding region runs from base 1 to 330 and encodes 109 amino acids. NCBI's taxonomy places the organism in Eukaryota, Viridiplantae, Streptophyta, Magnoliopsida, Fabales, Fabaceae. The record is from RefSeq and is a predicted model, not a curated record.
AUGGAGGGUCUUUUGCCUCUGGUAUACAGAGCAAUCAAGAAAAACAGAACACGAAGUCAAUAUGAAUGUCUUUCAUCAUCAGAAGCUGCUUUGAGCUACAACAUCAGCAUGUCCGAGAUCUACCCUCAAACUAGGGAACAUGUCCACCAGAUUCAGACACAUGAAGAUAAAAUUAAUGCUCACCGCCGACAUAAAUCUGUUGGAGAUUUCUAUGAUAAUGGUUUUCAUUCCUCUCAUCAGAUUAGAAAUGAUGCUGCUGGUUCUACCUCUCCAAAGCAGCUUGUGAGGUUCAGGAGUCAGAGAUUAUUUUCAUGUCUCACUGGUGUAUAA